Kwoniella botswanensis is the source of this 741-nucleotide messenger RNA. RefSeq lists its product as uncharacterized. The record is from RefSeq and is a predicted model, not a curated record. Gene Ontology annotation, molecular function: protein binding. Lineage: Eukaryota; Fungi; Basidiomycota; Tremellomycetes; Tremellales; Cryptococcaceae. The transcript is spliced from 4 exons. The coding region runs from base 1 to 741 and encodes 246 amino acids.
AUGCCUGAUGAAGAAGAAAAACCGAUAAUAGUCAACGAAUACAACAGAUCAUUCCAUCUUGAUGACUCGGACCCUCGAUUGGUGUCUGCAGAUGGUGUCGUAUACAAAAUUCACACUUGGAAAUCGAAGGCUGCGAGCUCUGUGUUCCAAGUCAUGUUCGAAAGCGGGAACAACGGUGACACACUGGAACUCACCGACAAAACCCUAGAGGACGGUCGGAUACUCUGCAUGUUCCUUCAAAUACUAUAUGGAAUCAAGCUUGCCGAACCCUCGAGUGGAUGGGAUCUGAAAAGGAAUCAUGAAGUGCUCCUGAGGCUAAUCGAUAAAUACGAUGCGCCCGCUGCGAAGCAACACUUGACUACUUGCUUUCGACUCUGGGCAGCUAGCGAAAAAUUCGGUUCCGAUCGUUAUCUUUUGAUUGCAUCGCAAUUAAACCAAUACGAGCUGGCCACCACAUCCCUUAAGCAUGCUAUGGCCCGCCCCCAUACUUGGACCGGUCCGUCUGAGGGCGUGGAGUCCCGUCAGGCGCUCCUAUUCCAUGGUCUCAAAGGAGAGAACACUACAAAUAUUGCAGGAUGGCCUUUCGAUGACUUCCGACAACUCUCGCACGAAUAUAUCUUUGGGUUCAUGAGAGCUAAAGAGAUCGUCAUGGAACCUAAUAAACCAGAGGUAGACUAUAAACUGGUGGCCGCAGAAUUCGAAAAGAUCAUGAAAGACCUCACGCUGGAACAGGCGAAUUAA